Messenger RNA from Lutzomyia longipalpis, 2529 nucleotides. RefSeq names its product general transcription and DNA repair factor IIH helicase subunit XPD (gene Xpd). The transcript is spliced from 5 exons. NCBI's taxonomy places the organism in Eukaryota, Metazoa, Arthropoda, Insecta, Diptera, Psychodidae. Bases 1 to 2406 code for a protein of 801 amino acids. Gene Ontology annotation, cellular component: nucleus. Gene Ontology annotation, molecular function: DNA helicase activity; hydrolase activity, acting on acid anhydrides, in phosphorus-containing anhydrides; damaged DNA binding. Gene Ontology annotation, biological process: positive regulation of mitotic recombination; transcription by RNA polymerase II; nucleotide-excision repair. The record is from RefSeq and is a predicted model, not a curated record.
AUGAAGCGCGGAAGGUGUUGUGAAACAUACUUGAAUGAAACACAAAACAACCCGGAAAGUGAAGCAAAAACAAAGUUCAGGAGGAAGAAAUCGAAGAAAUCUCAUAAGAAAAUGAAGAUAAAUGUGGAUGGUUUGCUGGUUUACUUCCCGUAUGAGUAUAUUUACCCGGAACAGUAUGCCUACAUGCUGGAGCUGAAGCGGAGUCUCGAUGCAAAGGGGCACUGUUUACUGGAAAUGCCCUCCGGGACGGGGAAGACAGUCACAAUCUUGUCCCUUGUGGUGGCGUAUAUGCUUGAGAAUCCCCACAGAGUGCGCAAGUUGGUCUACUGCUCCCGGACAGUGCCGGAAAUUGAGAAAGUUCUCGCAGAAUUGAAGCAACUGAUGAAAUACUAUGAAGAUCAUCAAGUCCCAGAUUCCAGUAUGUUGGGCAUUGUACUGAGUUCCCGGAAGAAUAUGUGUGUACAUCCGGACAUAAGUCGUGAGCGUGAGGGGAAGAUUGUCGAUGCACGUUGCUACGGGCUCACGGCGAGCUACAUUCGUGACAAGAGGCGCUACGAUGAUGCCAUCCCGGCGUGUCAGUACUACGAGGGAUGGGAUCUCGAAGGGAAGGAGUCCCACAUCCCCACGGGAAUCUAUGCCCUCGAUGAUCUCAAGGAAUUCGGCAGGGAGCGCAACUGGUGCCCCUACUUCCUCGCACGAUUCCUCAUUCAGCACGCUCAGAUCAUUGUCUACAGCUACCACUACCUCCUGGACCCGAAGAUUGCAGAAGUUGUCUCCAAGGAAAUCCCCAAGGAGACAGUGAUCAUCUUCGAUGAAGCCCACAACAUUGACAAUGUCUGCAUUGAAUCCAUGAGCGUGAAGAUCAAUCGCCGGACAAUUGAGCGUGGAACAAAUAGCAUUCAGGCUCUCGAGAAGACCAUCACUGGGAUUAAGGAAACAGACACAAUGAGACUCACGAGUGAGUACCAGAAACUCGUGCAAGGGCUCAAAGAUGCCACGGAAGCACGUGAGAAUGAUCUAAUGCUCGCUAAUCCCGUCCUACCGGAUGAGAUCCUGAAGGAAGUCGUUCCAGGGAAUAUCCGGACGGCGGAUCAUUUUAUUGGCUUCCUCAGGCGCUUUGUGGAGUACCUCAAGACACGUCUGCGGGUUCAGCAUGUUGUCCAGGAGUCCCCGGCGGGCUUCCUCAAGGAUUGCCAGCAGAAAGUUUGUAUUGAGCGGAAGCCGCUGCGUUUCUGUGCAGAGCGACUGGCUUCCCUCCUGAGGACACUCGAGAUCACGGAUAUGACGGAAUUUGGGGGCCUCAUAGUGAUAACGCAUUUUGCCACCCUGGUGUCCACCUACACAAAAGGCUUCACCAUCAUCAUUGAGCCAUUUGACGAUAAAACCCCCACCGUGUCCAAUCCGAUCCUCCACUUUAGCUGCCUCGAUUCCUCCAUUGCCGUUCGGCCGAUCUUCAAUCGUUUCCAGAGUGUUGUCAUCACGUCUGGAACACUCUCCCCUAUGGAUAUGUAUCCGAAAAUCCUGGAUUUCGAUCCGGUGGUCAUGAGCUCAUUCACAAUGACCCUGGCACGGCCAUGCCUGCUGCCGAUGAUUGUGUCCAAGGGGAAUGAUCAGGUGACAAUUUCAUCGAAAUUCGAGACAAGGGAGGAUUCGGCGGUGAUCCGGAAUUAUGGGCAAUUGCUCGUGGAGACGGCAAAGACGGUGCCAGAUGGGAUUGUUUGCUUCUUCACGUCGUACCUGUACUUGGAGUCUGUUGUGGCGGCGUGGUACGAUCAGGGGAUCGUCGAUACGUUGCUGCGGCACAAGUUGUUGUUCAUUGAGACGCAGGAUAGUGCUGAGACGUCCUAUGCCCUCAUGAACUACGUCAAGGCGUGUGAAUGCGGCAGAGGAGCUGUUCUAUUGGCUGUGGCCAGGGGUAGAGUGUCUGAAGGGGUUGAUUUUGAUCAUCAUUUAGGACGUGCUGUUCUCAUGUUUGGCAUCCCCUACGUGUACACACAGUCGCGCAUCCUCAAGGCUCGCCUUGACUACCUCAGGGAUCAAUUUCAAAUAAGAGAAAAUGAUUUUCUCACCUUUGAUGCCCUUCGACAUGCAGCUCAGUGCGUGGGGCGGGCUAUUCGCGGGAAGACGGACUACGGGAUAAUGAUUUUCGCCGAUAAGCGCUUCUCGCGGCAGGAUAAGCGCGGGAAGUUGCCCAAAUGGAUUCAGCAGCAUCUCACGGAUAACUACUGCAACCUCAGCACGGAAGAGGCCAUGCAAUUGGCCAAACGUUGGCUCCACAUCAUGGCGCAACCCUUUACGCGUGAAGAUCAACUCGGUGUGUCCCUGUUGACGCUGGAACAGCUCGAGAAUACCAAGAAGGAGAAGCUAGAGCAACAGGCUCAGGGGGAAGCAAUGGAUACAUCGUAGCAGGAGCCGGUAAAGAAUAAUUUAAUUAGCUGACGGAAUAAAAAAAGCUGCUGAAAGAAUAAAAAAACUUAUAAACGGAAUGAAGCACAAAUUAAUAAAAUAAUAUAUAGACUGGAACUUCUG